Vigna unguiculata (cowpea) is the source of this 2569-nucleotide messenger RNA. Its product is annotated as putative wall-associated receptor kinase-like 16. The record is from RefSeq and is a predicted model, not a curated record. Gene Ontology annotation, biological process: protein phosphorylation; cell surface receptor signaling pathway. Gene Ontology annotation, cellular component: plasma membrane. NCBI's taxonomy places the organism in Eukaryota, Viridiplantae, Streptophyta, Magnoliopsida, Fabales, Fabaceae. Gene Ontology annotation, molecular function: protein serine/threonine kinase activity; ATP binding; polysaccharide binding.
GAAUUUUUGUUAUCACAGACGGUGAGACAAUAACAAGACGAAGAGUUGCCUGACUGAGUCGGCAUAAACUUGUGCACAACCAAACAAAACAUUAGACGAAUGGUUCAACCCAAACUGAAGCCGCGGCAUUUUUGUUAGUAUAAAGAUGCUCGCAGAAGAUGAAGAAGAAGAAGAAGGAGCAAACACUUAUAGUUUACUAUACAAUGGAGUUGAAGGUGGUGAUGCUGCUGCUGCUGGUCAUUGCGUUAGCAAGAACAGCAACUGCAGCAGUUGACCAAGCCCUGCCCGGCUGCCUGAACAAAUGCGGAAAUGUUUCAAUUCCGUACCCCUUUGGCGUAGGUAAAGUCGCCGGAAACAACUGUUUCUUGGAAGAAGACUUGGAACUCAGCUGCACAAACGCCAUUCUAUACACAGAUAAAAUCCCAGUUCGGAACAUAACCCUCCUAGGUCAAUUGGAGAUGGAUUUCUUCGUCUCUUCUAUCUGCAAACAAAGCAUUUCUAAAGGAGAAACAGCCAACGAACCCACACUCCAAACUGCAUCCUUCACCAUUUCCAGCACGGAAAACAAGUUCGUGAGUAUAGGCUGCGACACCUACGGGUAUCUCAACAGUUACGUCGACGAAGCUAAAUACUCAACAGGCUGCUUAACAAGAUGUGACAACAAGAAUGAAGAGAAGAUGGAAAACAUGCAGGGAAGUGACGGCAAAUGUUCGGGCAUAGGGUGCUGCCAGGUGGAUAUACCUCCUGGAAUGAAUAACAUCAGUAUACAAGCUUACUCCUUUCAUGAUUUCAAGUACUCUUCCAAUCCCAACAGCUGCAGCGUUUCGUUUGUCGUCAAAAAUGGCGGCUACAAUUUCUCCAGGGAUGAUUUGAAUCGCGUCCCGCUCGACGAGGCUCCCAUGAUUGUUGAUUGGAGAGUUGGAGAAGCUGCCUGUAACGUUUCCAAGGACAAAACUAAGUAUGCAUGCAUAAGUGAUAAUAGCUUUUGCGAGGACCCACCCUCUGCCGCUGGAAAUGGCUACCUCUGCAAAUGUAAACCAGGUUUUCAGGGCAACCCUUACCUUUCCCAAGGUUGCACAGACUUCCCAGAUUGUAAAAUGGGGACCCACAACUGCGCAAGAGCAGAGUAUUGUCAUGAAACUCCUGGCUCUUUCGAAUGUUUAUGUCCUGCUGGGAUGAUCGGAAAUGCAACAAACGAAGGUGGAGGAUGCCAGCCAAAGCAGCAAGCUGAUGAAUUUACCAAGAUCGUCAUUGGAGCAGGUGUAGGAUUAAUUGCUUUGUUUGUGGGGGUUUCUUGGCUUUACUUAAUGCUCCAGAAAAGGAGAGUCCUAAAACUAAAGGAAAAGUUCUUUCAGCAGAAUGGGGGCAUCAUUUUAAGACAUAAACUCUCUACAACAAGAGACUCAUCUCAAUCCACCACAAUUUUCAAUGCUGAGCAACUUAAUAAAGCUACCAACAAUUUUGAUGAGAAUUUAAUCAUUGGCAAAGGAGGUUUUGGAACAGUUUUCAAAGGAGUUCUCUCAAAUAAUCAAGUUGUUGCUAUCAAGAAGUCAAAAAUAGUGGAUGCGAGCCAGGUGGAGCAAUUCAUCAAUGAGGUCAUUAUACUAUCACAGAUUAAUCACAGAAAUGUAGUCAAACUUUUGGGUUGUUGUCUAGAGACAGAAGUUCCAUUAUUAGUAUAUGAAUUUGUUAAAAAUGGCACCCUUUUUGAUUAUUUGCAUAAACAAGGUCAAGUGGGUAAUGUAUCUUGGAAAACAUGUUUAAGGAUUGCCACUGAAGCAGCUGGAGCUUUGUCAUAUCUACACUCUGCAGCUAGUAUACCCAUCAUCCAUAGGGAUGUGAAAACUGCGAAUAUACUCUUAGAUGACAAUGGCGCUGUCAAAGUUUCUGACUUUGGAGCUUCACGAUUGGUUCCACAAGACCAAACUGAAAUAGCCACAAUUGUGCAAGGAACCUUUGGGUAUUUAGACCCAGAGUAUAUGCAAUCAGGCCAAUUGACUGAAAAGAGUGAUGUGUAUAGCUUUGGGGUAGUGCUUGUAGAACUGCUAACUAAGGAGGAGCCUUUCUCUUUUCAGAGGACAGAAGAAAAACGAAGUCUUACGUUUCACUUUGUAUGUAGCUUGGAAGAGGAUAAUUUGUUUGAUGUUGUUCAAAUUGAUGAUGAGGAUGAAGAAAAUAAACACGAGAUUAUGCAGGUUGCUAUUCUUGCUGCGAGGUGCUUGAAACUUAGAGGGGAGGAAAGGCCUAGCAUGAAGGAAGUGGCAAUGGAAUUGGAGGGAGUGAUGCUUAUGAACAAACACCCUUGGACCAAUUCAAGCCACACUUUUGAGGAGAGACAAUACUUGCUUUCUGAGGCACAAAGCAUUUGUGAACCUGGUGACAGUAGUGGCCAACAAAAUACUAGAUAUGAUAGUGCGAGAGAGCUUCAAUUAAUUGACUUUGGUAAUGGAAGAUGAUCAACGCACGCUAUGCAAAAAAUAUUUGUAUUCCCAUUUCAGUAUAUUUGCUUUCUUUACUUGUUAUUCAGUUUGUCUCAUUGUAAUAUAAUUUUAUUCUAGUUUAUACUUUA